AUGCGAUCGAUGAAAUCAGGUCCUCUGGGAAUCAUUGACACUCGGUUGACGAUGACCGAAUCCACAGCCGACGGCUUGCUCUCCCCAACUUUUGCGUCCGUCCUUGAAUUCGAUGGCCAGGUGCAGAGACCGCCAGAUGCCCAGAGACCCGACCAUGCGAUCUACGGCGCCCGUCCGAUGAAGCAAGGGUUCAGUCCAGAUGAAGUUCGCGAACCAUUUCGCGGCCUGGGUGCUGGCAAACGGUAUCCUCGACUGGAGCUCGAUGUCGCCGUGGACCAGUAUCAUACCCUCGACGGAUUCAUGGAGCCCGCAAACCCUCAGAACACCCCCGCAUCGAACAGCGAACAAGCUAGCAACCAUGGAAUCUGCCAGCGCUGCGAGGCCGAGAAUCUGCGCACCGAGUCUGCGUCGCAGAAGCGGGAAUUGUCAUACAACUGGUUUGACGGCAAACUCGAGGAAAGUUUCGCAGAGUCAGGCGAUGAAGGAGAGUGGCCAAAAUUCCACAAACAGCCCUUGUCUGCCGACAGUGAGCCGUUUGGCGUACCCCCUAUCACUGCGAUGAAUAACUUCCAGCAGACGUCCAAUGCCUACUCUGCCAAAGACCUCGAAGAUCCCGUGUCGCCGGUGAGAUAUAUCCGGUUCUCUCCUGAUACCUCUCCAUCACGUCCGUCUCCACUGAUCCAGCGCCCGCUUCCUUCGGUUGAACGAAACCGGGAUUAUAUUUCUUCGUACCGCCAGAAGAAGCAGUUUGAGAAAUGGAAAGGAACCCAGCGAUCUCAUGCUCAGCGACUUUCUCCCUAUCAUAGCCCUUCUAAGACCCCCCAGCUACGGGUCAACUACCUCAACAAGAGACCUGACAUUCACUUUUCAUCUCUGUCCAAUCUGCCUUUUGCAAAGAGUGUCCAGUGUUGCAUUCAACCCCAGGAUGAACCGGGUCAUGAUGCGACGGGAGCUACAGUCCCGGAAAUCACAGACGUUGCCGCGGAUGGCUCGAUGCCAGCGCAUAGAGCUGCCUCACAGAAUCGAAUUGAAUUCAUCGCUAUCUCCUUGUCUCUUUACAGACUCCGAAAUCCUGAGCAAUCUUCUCCAGGGGCGCGCGCAUCUAUGUUCCAAGUGCGAAUGAACUCAACGACCUUCACAACUGACGCCUUGCCCGACAAGAAACGCAUCGUGUGCCGGUCACCCGCUGACGAACUGCUCCUGCAUAUCAGCCUCAUUAUUCCCGGGAUAGUUCUACAAGUCCCUCUAGCUGUCCUGUCGGCUGUGCAACGAAUUCACGGUUCUCGAAUCGGCAAUGCAGCCCUUGCCAUUGCUAAUGCCAUCCUGUCUCUGGCAGUUACAUCGAUCAUCUAUGUGAUGUCUCUCUGUGGCCUGGAUGUUAGCUGCUACUGGAAAUCAAGUGUGAGCCACCGCAGCAAAACACCCACGCCUUGA
Messenger RNA from Penicillium alfredii, 1434 nucleotides. RefSeq lists its product as uncharacterized. The record is from RefSeq and is a predicted model, not a curated record. NCBI's taxonomy places the organism in Eukaryota, Fungi, Ascomycota, Eurotiomycetes, Eurotiales, Aspergillaceae. The transcript has a single exon. The coding region runs from base 1 to 1434 and encodes 477 amino acids.